Leptopilina boulardi is the source of this 4155-nucleotide messenger RNA. RefSeq names its product zinc finger matrin-type protein CG9776-like. The transcript is spliced from 9 exons. Bases 232 to 3708 code for a protein of 1158 amino acids. Gene Ontology annotation, cellular component: nucleoplasm. The record is from RefSeq and is a predicted model, not a curated record. Lineage: Eukaryota; Metazoa; Arthropoda; Insecta; Hymenoptera; Figitidae. Gene Ontology annotation, biological process: negative regulation of DNA-templated transcription; positive regulation of DNA-templated transcription. Gene Ontology annotation, molecular function: nucleic acid binding; zinc ion binding.
AUCUCCUGACAAUUUCACCACGCUCCAUUUUAUUUUCCAAUCAUUUCCUAUUCAGUCGGCUUCUUUUAUAAGUGCAAAAAAAAAAAUUAGUGCCUAAUAGUGCAAUCAAAAAAAGUAAUAUAUUACUGUUAAUAAUGUAAUCUUUAUAUUGAUUUAUUGAUUGUCGUUUGGCACAAUAUACUUGCAGAAAAUCUAUACAAAAAUAUUGUUAAAUAAAAGAAAGAAAAAAAAAUGGAGUCAGAUUCUAGACGAAAAAGAAGUCCAAGUGAAGAUUCCGAUGAUGGACAUCGUCGAAGAUCACGAAAAUAUGACAGAUCACCAUCGCCAAGGAGAUCUCGUUAUAGAAGAUCACGAUCGAGAGAUCGUCGUUCACGAUCAUCAUCUCGCGAUAGAAGAAGAGAAAAAACAAAUAGAUCUCAAGAUUGGAAUAAAGUACCUUCUUCAAUUCCAGCACCAUCAACAACAACUGCAACAUCAGCGGGCUAUGUUCCACCUCAGGCAUCAUAUCAGGCUCCGCCUCCACCAAAUACAACACAACCACCCCCACAGAUAGGUGCAUACGCUCCAGGUUACAGCAAUUAUAGCUACAAUUAUGGUCAAGGAUAUGAAUAUUCUUAUCAACAACCGCCCGGCUAUCGCAGCGAUUAUCCACCUCCCAAUUGGCCAGGAAAUCAAGUAUCAUAUAAUAAUCAACAAGCACCGCCGCCACCAUCACUUUCAACUGCACAGGAACAAUCGCGAAAUGUUGAACCAGUUCCACCAGGAAUGGUGCCACCAACAUUACCAAGACCCGAGGAUGCAAAGAAAGAAGCAAUCGCAGCUGAAGUGAAACAACAAAAAGCAACACUAGCGAAACAACGGGAAGAAUAUGUUAAGAAAUCGGCAACACUUCAGCGUGAAUUGGAAAUUUUGAGGCAACAAUGCGAUGAAAUCGGCAAGGAAGGCGGAUGUGAGAAUAAUCGAAUUAUCAAGGAAAAUCAAAAACUUCAGGUUGAGAUUCAAAAUAAAAUGAAAUCAAUUAACAACGUUAUUGACAUGCUUAAUGGCAUAAUUGGCGAUAAAGUAACGGUGGAUGAUCUUAAGAAUAAAUUCAAGCCAGAAAACAGGAAUAAACGAUCAAAAAGUCCAAAAGAAGUAUUUUCAGCGGAAAAAAUUGAAACGCCUGAAAAAGUGGCACCAUUAGAAUCUGAUAGAGAGAAUAAAUCUUCAAAAGAUGAUAAACCAAUUUAUAAUUUUGUACAUUAUGAUCCUGAAAUGCAUUGGUGUAAAGUUUGCGAUAUCUUUCCAAAAACAGCUAAGGAAUAUUUGAAUCAUCUACACAGCAAUAAUCACAAAGAAACUUGCUUAGAACGCAAGAUCGUAGAUAUGCCGUGGCACGAGCACGUUGGCGAUGGAUCAGAAAAAGAAGUGCCGUACUAUCCUGGCCUGCCAACGAAACGUACACCAAUAAAAGGUUUGCAAUUCUUCAGUCCAGCCACUGCGUGGUAUUGUAAACUCUGCGAUGCAUGGAUCGGCGAUCUUCACUGCGCUAGCUUGCAUUUGAAAUCAAAACGACAUUCCGAGAAUUUUUCUCGAUUCGUAGAACAGAAUCCACACUGGGAAACUGAUUGGAUGGCUGAUCGUGAAAAGGCGUUCUCUGAAGAGAAGCACAAGCAAAUUCAACUUGAAAUACAAAAGCAUAAGGAAGAUGAACAACAACAGCCUGCGCCCACUCCAAAGCCGAAAAAAGCGAAAAAGAAUAAGAAAAAAUCAAAGAAAAGUAAAAAACGUAAGCAAAAGAGUAGCAACAGUGAUUCUUCCACAGAUUCAGAAAAUACUGAUUCAGAUUCUGAUCAAGAUACAUCGAAAAGUAUCAGAGUUGCCAUGAGAAAUAAAAUGAAGGCAACAACGCAAGCAAUUUUAAACGAAGAAAUCGAUUAUCAUGGAAUUAAAUUGAAAGGACCAUGGACACAAGUUGCUCAACAGCAAAUUCAAAAUAUAACAAAUUCCGAACUUCACUUACCCGAGACGGACGAUAGACAAUUAUUAAAUUCAAUACGUGACAAACUCAAAGCAAAACAAGAGGAAGAAAUAAAAACCAUGAAUUGUCGAAAGCAAGGAAUUGAAAAAACAAUACAGGAAUCUGAACAUGAGAUGACAAAUUUUCAGAAGAAAGAAGAUGAAAUGGCAGCCUGGGGCGCUAAAGAAUCGUCAAAACCAUUUUGGCUUAAGAAAGAAGAAGACAAAAAUCAAGUGCCCAACAAACCAGAAAUUCCCGAACCUAAAGAAAUACCCAAACCACAUAUGGGAUUUUGGACAAAGCAACAAGUCAACAUGCCUCCCAAACCCGUUGAAACAAAAUCCAUUGACAAGGACGAUGAUCGUGAUCGCGAACGUGACAGAGACAGAGAUCGUGAUCGAUAUAAAGAUGAACGCGAUCGAAAAUAUGAUCGUCGCGACGAUAAAUACGAACGCUACGAUAAAUACGACAGAAGACGUGGUCGCGAUCGUGACAGAGAUCGUGAUCGUGACUACUAUGACGAUCGUCGAAAACGUGAUCGUGAUUCAGGCGAUUCACCCCGUCGUAAUUGGCGCGAAAGUCCAAAAAGAGGUUACGACAAAUAUAAAGAACGUCGCGAAGACAGCGAGCCAGACGAUUCAAAAUUUGACAAAAAAACAAAUGAUUCAAAAUUAAAAAAAAACUCCGCACCACCGAAGAAAUCCUCCUCCAUCACAACAACAACAACAACAACAAAUGCUCCAAUAACAAAAGGGAAACUCCCUUUUAUAGGGCGGCUCCCCCUUUUUAAAAAAAAGGUUGAGGAGCCGAAACUACCAGAAAGAGAACCACUACCACUACCCUAUACUCAGAGUAAAUUUGAAAAUACACCAAAAGUCCCAUGUGAAAUUAUCAAUCCACCAGGUAUUGUUCACAUCACAAAACUCGCAACUCCAUUAAAUUUAAAUAAUACAACACUAAAACCACAAAUGAAAAUUCUUGUUGCACCACCGCCGCCAGUUCUCAAGGAAAAUAAAAUACAGCAAGUCGUUGACAUGGAAAUUGAGGAUCAAUCCGAGGAAUUAGUCAUCGAACAGCCAAUUAUUGAUCAUCAGAAGGAGACAGCUAAAAUUCCUGUCCCCACAGCAUUGCCACCAAUGAAUCAACCGCCACCGAAUUUUGUCAAUCAACCACCACCGUCAGCGCAAAAUGAUAAAACAUUUAGUAGACCACCGCCAAUUUUUAAUAAUCCACCACCUGUUACAUUCACUCAAAAUCCACCGCCAAGAUUUCAAGUACGUCCAAAUUUUGUUCAAAAUCAUCAUCAUCCUCAUCAUCCUCAUCAUCCUCAUCAGCCACAAAUUACGCCUCCUAUCACCUAUUCAAAUCCACCGCCAACAUUAGGUGAAAUAAUGGUACCUGACGUUUCCGAUAUACCAGAACCAACUGAUAAACGUCCUGAAAAUUCACAUCCUCUACCUGAGGAUCUUCAAGAGGCGUUGAAUAUUAUUUUUCCAAAAGAUGAAAUACCUGAGACAAAACCAAAUUCCCAGGAUAAUAGCAUUAUGUACGCAUCAAUGUACAGUAUGCUUGGCUGUGUUGGUUAUGGUCCCGAGUAUAUGGAUCAACCUCCACCAGAAAUUACUCAACCAGAACAGGAAAAUGAGGCACAACCAGGACCCGAUGAUUUAAGAAUGCUUGGUAUUGACGAAGGUGAUUGUGUUUUGUGAAUGUUUUCUUCUCUUCAACAUAUUUUUUCACAGUGAAAACAUAAAAAAAAAUUUUAAUUCAAAGAAAAUAAUUACUAUAAUUGUUAUAUACAUAGAUUUUCGAAUGUCAAGUUAUUCGAAAAGAAAGUUCUUUUUUUAAAAAAAAAAACAAAACUCACAUCGAUAAAAAUAAAAAUAUUUUAUCCAAUAAUUUAAAUAAUCUUUUUUCCAAUUUUUGUAGAAAAAAGUUUUGUGAUUCUUAACAAAAAAAAAAAAAAAAAAAAAAAAGUGAAAAACAAUUGUUGCUUGAAAUUUCAUUGUAUUGUAUGGAAAAAUCAAUUAAGAUAACUUUAAUUAUCUUUCAAGUUUAAAAUGUAUUAUUAUUACUUGUCUUAUUUGAAAAAAGUUUAAACAAAAAUUUUUUCUAUAGCGGCUUUUGUUUAUAUUUUAUUAAUAUAUAUAUAUAUA